Molecule: messenger RNA, 3864 nt
Organism: Melospiza melodia melodia
Lineage: Eukaryota; Metazoa; Chordata; Aves; Passeriformes; Passerellidae
Product: myosin-11-like
Exons: 21
Coding region: 1-3864 (1287 amino acids)
Source: RefSeq, a predicted model, not a curated record
AUGCCUCAAGAAAGCACCAAAAAACCCAAGCACCACAUUCCCUUCAUGCCUGGGCUGGUGGUCCAGCAGCUCAAGCAGAAGAGUCCUCCAGGAGCUCUGGGGAGCAGCAGCCCUCGUGCUCCUCAGCCGGUGGAGAAAGGGGGAGCUCGAGGGCUUUCUCACCAGGGACGUUCCUCCAGAGCCCCUGAGGUGCUGGUAGACAACGGUGACAGCAUGGCCAAUUCCAUCAUCUGCACCAACAUUCCUGGAAACAUCCUCUCAACUCUGACACCCACUGACGAGCAGCAUCCCUUUGAAUUGGCUCGGGAAGCUACAGAGAACUGUGAGUGCAUGUGGCAACAGUUUGACCAAGUAGAGGAGAGAACCCAGAGGAUCAGAAGCCAAUACCAGAUCAUAGACUCAUUGCUAGAAGAAAUUAGUAGUGACUGUGCAAACUUUGAGAAGUCCAAGGAAAUGCUGCUGCAAUGCACUGGAAUCCCGGAGACAGGAGCCUUUUGUCUGCAGCAGAAGAACACCAUGCAGCAGAAGGAAGCAUCAUCCCAGGAGGGAGAGGCAGAGCAGCAGGACAGGAUGGAGGUUUCCCAGGAGCAAGAGUCAUCGAGCCGGUGUGUGGAGCAGCUGAGCCAGGAAUCCUCUGGCCAAGGGCAUGAAGUGGCCCAGGUGGGCAGAGAGGAGGAGCUGCUGGCCCAGAGGGCUGAUCUUGAGGGGCGACUGGCAGCCAGUGAGGGGCUCCGAGAAGACCUUUCCAGGCAGCUGGCAGAGACAAGGUCAGCAAAGGAGAGCCUGCAAUCCAGGCUGGCUGCUGCUCAGCAGCAGAUAUCACAGCUGGAGAUAAGCAGGAAGUGUGUGGAGGCAGAGCUGCAAGGGGAGCUGCAGGCAGCUCGCAGAGAAGCCCAGGCAGCUCAGAGGAGGCAUGAGGAAGAACUACGAGGCCUCAAAGAGGAAAUGAAUCGCAUCCUUGAGCAGAGGGAGGCUCUACAAAAGAGGGAAUGGACUCAAUGGGAAGAAGUGGCUCAGCAAAAUUCAAAAUUGCAGGCUUCAGUGAAUGCCCUAGAGAGGGAAAAAGCCAGGCUGAUUCUGUCUCUGGAGGAAAAGAAUGUGUGCCUCAGGACACUGGAAGAACAGAACCUGACACUGAACAAUCAGGCGUCUCAGUGUCAAUCUGCUCUACAGCAUGCUGAACAGCUCUCUUCAAACCGUGCUGGACAACUGCGGGAGCUCAAAAAACAGAUCCAGGCCCUGCAGGAUGCAGUGCUGCAGAUGGAGGCUUCCCAGGCAACUCGGCAGAAGCAGCUGCUGAAGGAUCUGGAGGAAUCCCAUGCAGGAGAACGCUCUUUGAGGGACUCUGUGCACGUGCUGGAGGCUGAGGUGUCUGAGCUGCAUUGUGAGGCUGUGGAGGUGGAGCUGAGGAAAACACAAGCUCAGAGAGACAACCUCAGAGCCUUCAACCUGGAGCUGCAGAAGGAGUUGGAGGAAAUUGAGCAAGAGUUGGUGCAGGCAGAAGCCAAGCACAUCUCUCACCAAAUUGCCCUGGAGAAAGAGGCCACUGAAAGGCAGGAAGAGGCUGUGGCUCUCCAUCAGGAGGUGGCAUCACUGCAGAAGAAAUUGGAAAAGCUGGAGAAGGAAAGGAAAGAUGUGCUGUAUGAACGGGAAUUGUACCAGCAGCAGAUGAGAAAUCUGGAAAAGGAGAAUGAAAUGCAUGCACCUGAGAUGAGAAAUCACAGGGAAAAUACUCAAGAAUUGGAAUUGGAGAGGGACGGCAUGCAGGAAUAUUUGGAGCAUGGGGCUGCUACUUUGAAGAAAUUGAGGGACAGCACUCAGGUUCUGAGUGCUGCACUGAGCAACAGUGAACUUGCCAAAGGGGCUCUGAAGAAACACUUGAACAUCGUGAAGCGAAAGACUUGUAUCCAGGCAGGCACUGGCAUUGACUUUCAUUCUGUUCCAGUGUCCCUGAAUUAUUCCUGUGAUAUUUCCCAUGAGGAGGUUUCCCAGGAGCAAGAGUCAUCGAGCCGGUGUCUGGAGCAGCUGAGCCAGGAAUCCUCUGGCCAAGGGCAUGAAGUGGCCCAGGUGGGCAGAGAGGAGGAGCUGCUGGCCCAGAGGGCUGACCUUGAGGGGCGACUGGCAGCCAGUGAGGGGCUCCGAGAAGACCUUUCCAGGCAGCUGGCAGAGACCAGGUUAGCAAAGGAGAGCAUGCAAUCCAGGCUGUGUGCUGCUCAGCAGCAGAUACCACAGCUGGAGAUGAGCAGGAAGCGUGUGGAGGCAGAGCUGCAAGGGGACCAUCAGGCAGCUCGCAGAGAAGUCCAGGCAGCUCAGAGGAGGCACAAUGAAGAUCUACAAGACCUCAAAGAGGAAAUGAAUCUCCUCCUUGAGCAGAGGGAGGCUCUACAAAAGCAGGUGGCAGAGUUGACAUCUCAGCUGGCAGCCUCCCGAGAGUGCCAGGAAAGGACUGUGCAGAGAGCCCAGCAAGAUGUGAGGGAGGCCCAGGAAGAGUCCAGGCAGAAGCUGCUGGAGGUUGAGCAGAUGCAGAAGAUACUGGAGGAGGCAGAACAUCAGAAAAAGGAUCUUCAGGUGCAUCUGGAGUAUUUGGAGAGGGAAUGGAGUCAAUGGGAAGAAGUGGCUCAGCAAAAUUCAGAAUUGCAGGCCUCUGUCAAUGCCCUAGAGAGGGAAAAAGCCAGGCUGAUUCUGUCUCUGGAGGAAAAGAAUGUGUGCCUCAGGACACUGGAAGAACAGAACUUGGUGCUGAAAAAUCAGGUGUCUCAGUGUCAAUCUGCUCUACAGCAUGCUGAACAGCUCUUUUCAAACCGCGCUGGACAACUGCUGGAGCUCAACAAACAGAUGCAGGCCACGCUGCUGGCAGAGCUAGAGAAGAGAGAGCACCAGACAAAUCAAGAGAAGCAGCUGCUGAAGGCUGAGGUGUCUGAGCUGCAUGUGAGGCUCCAGAGCUCUGAUGACAAAGCUCUUGCCUUGGCCAUAAAGUAUGAGGCUGUGGAGGUGGAGCUGAGGAAAAUACAAGCUCAGAGAGACAACCUCAGAGCCUGCAACCUGGAGCUGCGGACGGAGUUGGAGGAAAUUGAGCAAGAGUUGGUGCAGGUAGAAGCCGAGCACAUCUCUCACCAAAUUGCCCUGGAGAAAGAGGCCACUGAAAGGCAGGAAGAGGCUGUGGCUCUCCAUCAGGAGGUGGCAUUUCUGAGGACGAAAUUGGAAAACCUGGAGAAGGAAAGGAAGAAUAUGCUGGGAGCUCGAGGGCUUUCUCACCAGGGACGUUCCUCCAGAGCCCCUGAGGUGCUGGUAGACAACGGUGACAGCAUGGACAAUUCCAUCAUCCGCACCGACAAUCCUGGAAACAUCCUCUCAACUCUGACAUCCACUGACGAGCAGCAUCCCUUUGAAUUGGCUCGGGAAGCUACAGAGAAUUGUGAGCGCAUGUGGCAACAGUUUGAUCAAGUAGAAGCGAGAACCCAGAGGAUCAGAAGCCAAUACCAGAUCAUAGACUCGCUGCUAGAAGAAAUCAGAAGUGACUGUGCAAACUUUGAGAAGUCCAAGGAAAUGCUGCUGCAAUGCACUGGAAUCCCGGAGACAGGAGCCUUUUGUCUGCAGCAGAAGAACACCAUGCAGCAGAAGGAAGCAUCAGCCCAGGCAGAAGAGGCAGAGCAGCAGGACAGGAUGGAGGUUUCCCAGGAGCAAGAGUCAUCGAGCCAGUGUCUGGAGCAGCUGAGCCAGGAAUCCUCUGGCCAAGGGCAUGAAGUGGCCCAGGUGGGCAGAGAGGAGGAGCUGCUGGCCCAGAAGGCUGAUCUUGAGGGGCGACUGGCAGCCAGUGAGGGGCUCCGAGAAGACCUUUCCAGGCAGCUGGCAGAGACCAGGUAA